Messenger RNA from Neodiprion fabricii, 1757 nucleotides. RefSeq names its product F-box/WD repeat-containing protein 9-like. NCBI's taxonomy places the organism in Eukaryota, Metazoa, Arthropoda, Insecta, Hymenoptera, Diprionidae. The record is from RefSeq and is a predicted model, not a curated record. Gene Ontology annotation, molecular function: protein binding. Bases 238 to 1446 code for a protein of 402 amino acids. Gene Ontology annotation, cellular component: preribosome, large subunit precursor. The transcript has 7 exons.
CACGGUGCAUUUACAAGUUCGCGCAGCUGUGACACAUUGAUAAAAUGAUAAGUGAUAUGUCAAAGUGAAGUUUAGGAUAAUAUUUCUGUUUUCUGCCGUUCCCCAUCUGUGAUUGUAAAGUCUCCUGCAAAUAGUUUGAACGCGUGAUUGAAGGCAAAUCAAAUAUAAAAUCAUCGGGUAUCAGAAAUUAUAGAAAAGUUUGGUUGCAUGAUUUGACAGAAUUUUGAAAGCUAUAAUAUGUGUGAUACCGAAGUCUCUUCCCAAAACACAACAUCGUCUUUGUCAUUGCUUGACUUACCAGUCGAGAUACUGCUCCACAUUUGCUCUUUUUUGGAUGCGGCGACAUUGGUUCACAGCCUGAGUCUAGUUUGCAAAGAAUUCAACCUGAUUCUGAACGAUGAUUCCAUGUGGAAAGCACGAAUCAAUCAGAUUUGGCCACACUGUGGUUAUCCUAUCCUGCCUUCCGAUGAUGACAAUGGACUGUUUUGGAAGCUUUCCUGCAGUGCGAUUGAGCGACAAAAUUUGCUGUGGGGUAAAGAGCAGGGAGAAACAAUGGAGAAAUUAUCACUGCAUAAUAUUCAUUAUUCAACCAUAGAUAGUAUCAUACUCUUAAAUAAAGGAAAUGUCUGUGUCUCUGGAGCAAGAGACCGGUCCCUCGUGUAUUCAGUCUUGCCAAACAAAGGAUGUGAGAAUCCCGUAUCAAAGACCACGAACAAUGCCCACGAUGGAUGGAUUUGGGAUUUGACUGCCCUAGACGAUAACAUCUAUAGCUGUAGCUGGGAUCGAACCAUCAAAUCUUGGAAACUCUCGGAUACUGGGCUUAUUCCGCUGAACAUUUAUGAGAUGAAGGUUACUGCACCCCUGUUGUGUGUGACGUCAUCCGUACAUUUGGGUUUGUUCGCAUGUGGAUCAUACUGUAAAACAGUUAUGGUAUACGAUCCACGAUCCCGCUCACAAGUAGCCACCUACCAACCGCAUCAGCGAGCCAUUGUCAGACUAGCCAUGAAUUCUAAUUAUAUUCUCACCGCUAGCGAGGACAAAACACUAUCUAUUUGGGAUCAUAGGAGCAGAAAAACAGUGAAAACUAUCAAAAUAUCCAACGAGAAUUUUCCCAUGAGUAUUUCAAUGCAGAAGAGUACUGUUUAUGCAGGAGAUAAUGGAGGGAAAUUGCACGUUCUUGAUUCGAGCAAAGAUUUAGAACUGGUAAAAAGCUACGAGACUGGACACACAAAGGCCAUUACUGGAGUGUAUCAGACUCCAGGUUGCCUGAUCACAACUUCUUUGGAUAAAAGUGUACGGAUAUCAAGUCCUACAAACCCUCCAAAGCUCCUUACUUCUCUAAAUUCCACAUACGGUGAAAUAGCCAGUAUGGAUUACUUGAACGAGGUACUAGCUAUAUCAGGUACGGAUGGGAUACAAAUCUGGAGACCUAAAAGCAGAGUAUAGCUUGCCGUAUACAGCAUCAGAUAUCAAUAGUAAAUACCUGGCAAAUGGAAAUUAUAGCACUGGAAAGCUCGGGAAAGAUAAAACAAAUUUAUAAGUUAAAAACAGUGGUAAUUCAGUGUCCAUUGAUAUACUUGAUAACAGUCCUAAGUCGCAGCCUUAAUAAAUAAUUCAUUCCACUAAUUCUGCCUCACUUAGCGGACAUUCUAUGUUUUUAACAAUAAAAAUGUAUGCUUUGCUAUAUAACAUGAUACAAAUUUUACAAAAAUCGUUAUAACUUAUACUCACCAUUUAUAAAUUUUUUACCAAAAAUC